CACACACACACGCACACACACACACACAAACACACACACACGCACACACACACACACACACAAACACACACACACACACAAACACAAACACACACACACACACACAAACACACACACACACACACACACAUCCAGUGUUCAGCCUGGUACAACAGUCAACAACUAAACAAAAGCUCUGUUGUGCAUCAAACCCACAUCAUUGUUGUUCUCAGUCUGACAGCAGCACCAGGACUCUGCUGGUGGAUCAGAGCCACCAGAACCAUUGGGACCAUCAGAGCCACCAGAACCAUCCAAACCUGGAUCCAGCAUGGAUUCGAAGCGGAUCUCUUCAGCCUCUCAGCAGCAGGUCCGACACAGGCAGAAGCGGACAAAGAGAGAAUGGAGACCGCUGGAGGACCGGAGCUGCACAGACCUGCCUUGGUUCCUGCUCUUCACCGUCUUCUGCGUCGGCAUGGGCAGCAUCUGUGGCUUCACCAUCGCCACUGGAGGCGCCGCUCGCCUGGUCUUCGGCUACGACAGCUACGGCAACACCUGCGGCCGGCGUAACGAGCGGAUCGAAGGCGUGCAGCUGAGCGGGCUUGACCACACCGACAGGAAGUUUGUCUUCUUCCUGGAUCCCUGCAACAUCGACAUUGUCCAAAGGAAAAUUAAGUCCAUGGCGUUGUGUGUGUCCCUGUGUCCCCCCGAGGAACUGAAGACCCACCAGGACCUGAAGAGGUUCGCCAUGACUAAUGGUUCGGAGCUCUGCUCCUAUGAGCUGCCGGCUCAUCGUUACCCGGCGCUACCGGAGCGAUUCUCCAGGUGUCCCAAGCUUCCCGUCCCCCACAGCAAGCCGCUGCCGCUCUUCAACCGCUGCACGCCGGUGGAUAUGUCGUGCUAUGCCAGGUUCGCCGAGGCGGUGGUGACCUUCGUAGGCGACAGCAGCGUCCUGCAUCGGCUCAUCGCUGGCGUCGCUGCCAGCAAAGAGAUCAUCGUCGGACUCUGUGUCCUCGCCUUAGCGCUGUCCAUGGUCCUCAUGGUGAUCAUCCGCUACAUCUCGGCCGUGCUGGUCUGGAUCCUCACCUCGCUGGUGGUGCUGGGCUCCCUGGCGGGGACCAGCGUCCUCUGGUGGCUCUACAUCGACCACCGGCUGUAUGCCAACGACACAUCCUCCAGGGACCCCAGGGAGGCACCAGAGGGGCGUCGUGACAGCGGCCAGGCGCUGCUGGUCUACGCCGCCGCCGCCACCAUCUUCACCAUCAUCCUGCUGCUGCUGAUGCUCUUCAUGCGGAAGCGCGUGGCGCUCACCAUCGCUCUGUUCCACGUCGCAGGAAAAGUCUUCAUCCACCUGCCGCUGCUCACCCUGCAGCCCUUCAUCACCUUCCUCGCCCUGCUCCUCUUCUGGGUUUACUGGAUCCUGGUGCUGCUCUUCCUGGGAACCACCGGGAAUCCGGAGCAGAACGAGGAGACGGGCUUGACGGAGUUCAGGCUGACGGGCUCCCUGCAGUACCUGACCUGGUACCACGCUGUGGGUCUGGUCUGGAUCAGCGAGUUCAUCCUGGCCUGCCAGCAGAUGACCGUGGCUGGCGCUGUUGUCACCUACUACUUCACCAGGGAUAAGAACCGGUUGCCAGUGACGCCCAUCUUGUCGUCGGUUCUGAGGCUGGUCCGGUACCACCUGGGAACCGUUGCUAAGGGGUCCUUCAUCAUCACAUUAGUGAAGAUCCCCCGCCUUGUCCUGAUGUACGUCCACAACCAGCUGAAAGGACGUGAGAACAUGUGCGCACGCUGCCUGCUGAAGUCCUGCAUCUGCUGCCUGUGGUGUUUGGAGUGCCUCAACUACCUGAACCAGAAUGCAUAUGCAGCCACUGCCAUCAACAGCACCAGUUUCUGCACAUCGGCCCGGGACGCUUUUGUCAUCCUGGUAGAGAACGCGCUGCGGGUCGCCACCAUCAACGCCGUGGGAGACUUUGUGCUCUUCCUGGGGAAGGUCCUGAUAAUGACAUGCACAGCAUUCGCCGGCGUCCUGCUCCUCAACUACCAGCGGGACUACGCCGAGUGGCUGCUGCCGCUCAUCAUCGUCUGCCUCUUCUCCUUCUUGGUGGCCCACUGCUUCCUGUCCAUCUUCGAGAUUGUGGUGGACGUCUUGUUCCUGUGCUUCGCCAUCGACACCAAGUACAACGACGGCACCCCUGGGAAGGAGUUCUUCAUGGACAAAGCUCUGAUGGAGUUCGUGGAGAGCAGUCGGCGACUGGAGCGCGCGGGCGGACGUGGGCGGAGCCGGGUGAAAGAGGCGGGAUCGGAGGGGGCGGAGAUGAAGCCCAUGGUGAGUGAUCGCGGUGCCGGAGGGAGCGUGGCCAAGCGGAACUGCUCGUCCGCGUUGGGGGCGGGGCCACACUGGGGCGAGGGCGGGGAGUGGGAGGAGCUUCAGGAGUUCCAGGUGUAUUGCCUGCUGGUGGGGGUGCUGGUGGACUGGGUGCUGGCAGAGCAGAGAGACCUGGUCCUCUGCCUCAGCGAAGACGUCGUCCUCUUCCUCUGCGUCUGCCUGCCCACCUCCACCCUCUUCCUGGUCGUCAGCCUGCUGCAUGCGCCAAGCCCCGCCCCCCUCGCCGAGUCCGCCUCCAAGUCAGCCGCCAUCACUACCGCGUGCUAACAACAGACUAACUCUGGAUGAACACUAGUGCAUGCUUCAUCACCUCCAUCAUCAUCAUCAUCACUCUGCUGCUUGAACUAUUUAUGUUUCCUUCUUUUUUAUUUUUGUACUUUUUUAUGGAGAAUAUUUUUAUAAAAAUCUUCCAGCA
Molecule: messenger RNA, 2780 nt
Organism: Poeciliopsis prolifica (blackstripe livebearer)
Lineage: Eukaryota; Metazoa; Chordata; Actinopteri; Cyprinodontiformes; Poeciliidae
Product: choline transporter-like protein 1
Biological process (GO): transmembrane transport
Cellular component (GO): membrane
Molecular function (GO): transmembrane transporter activity
Source: RefSeq, a predicted model, not a curated record